Molecule: messenger RNA, 2348 nt
Organism: Athalia rosae (coleseed sawfly)
Lineage: Eukaryota; Metazoa; Arthropoda; Insecta; Hymenoptera; Athaliidae
Product: WD repeat-containing protein 13-like
Exons: 4
Coding region: 61-1497 (478 amino acids)
Cellular component (GO): nucleus
Molecular function (GO): protein binding; promoter-specific chromatin binding
Source: RefSeq, a predicted model, not a curated record
UAUCUCAAUGUUUAUAGUACAUCGGAGUUUACACCCAAAAUACCAGGAUAAUUGUACAAGAUGGGUUCCAUGUGGCGUCAGCAGGUAUUUGCGCUCGAUGCUAAAUACAAUUCCCACCGAGCGUUAAAUCAACCAAAUCUCAAAACUUUAUACAUACGUCGGCGUUCCCAACUACUCAGAGAAAAAUUUGCCAAGGAAUCCGAUGUGCAAAUACAGUAUCUAAAGAUACGCUCCCAGUUAUUGCAGCGUAGAUAUGGAAAUAUUGGAGAACCUAGUGGUGCUAGUCUUAGCAGCCGGAGUCGAUCAGCAAGCAUUCGAAGCUGUAGCAUUUCGAGAUUGUCAGAGAAUGACCUGAAAGUCAAUUUCAAUAGUCCAGGACUUCAAUCACCGUUUUCAGAAGGUUCUAGUAGGUUACAAGGAAUGUCACAGUCAAAAAAAUCUAUUGCUGAAAACUAUGCCUUUGUUGGAGUUCAUCACAUAUUUGACCAGCACUCUGCAGCUAUUUCAAUGCUCAAGUUUGCAAACAAUGACAGAUCAAAACUGUGCUGUUCCUCGUUAGAUGGUGUUAUUUCAAUUUGUGAGGUAACUGGCACUACCGGAACGCCACCCAAAGUGGUUGCACUUUUGAAAGGUCAUGAAAAAGGAGUUACUGCUAUUGACUGGAGUGUCAGUAACGAUUUGAUAGUAUCCUCCUCUCUAGAUGCUACGAUUCGACUUUGGGGCGUGCAAAGCACAUCGCUUCAUUCUGGUGCAGGUGAUCCUGAUCGCUCCAAAACAUACUGUUUGCGAACCGUUAAAGAUCAACUCCACGCCGCAAUUCUGUGCUGCGCUUUUCUUCCAGCUAACAAUAACUUGGUAGUAGCUGGCAACUCUCAUGGACUUUUGCAAGUCCUGAAUGUGUCCACAGGAAUUUAUCCACGAGGAGGUUCUGCAAAAAUUGGAGGAAAGAUCUUAGCUCUAGCCUGUGAAGAAAGUGGUGGUGGUUCUUUAGUGUGGGCAGGAAAUGACAGAGGCUCUGUAGUAUCUUGUCAAUUGGAGGUGGGUUCGGGUCAUUUGACCAAGCUCCGACGGAUUGACAGAAUUGGGGGGGCUGUCACCGCUCUUACCUGGCGUUCUUGGCUUUCCAAAGAAUUUCCGUGGCCCACGCUCUUAUUAAGUAGUGCCUCCAACAGUGUAUGUCUGUACCGGAUCAUUGAUAAUCAAGGAACGCUCUCGCUGUGGAGGAAAUACCCUGUAAAGCACAGACAAUAUUUGGUGCGUUCAACAUUCUGUCCGCAAAUGGGAGCAUGUUUGAUAGCAACGGGGUCCGAGGAAGGUGCAAUCCAUCUCAUCGACUCUUCUAGAGAAGGAAGUGGAGCUUGUGUAAAUCGUCUUCAAGGUCAUGCUGCACCCACUCUUGCUCUUUCUUUCAACUACGACGAAUCUUUAUUGGCAACUGCUGAUCAUCAAGGCCUGAUUAUUGUAUGGCGGAACCACCAUCAACAUCAUCAUCCAUAAAAAUACAUAUCAGUACCUGAUCAUUCUUGCUUUGAACACGGCUUUCAAAGAGAAUCUGAAGAAUGCAUUUUUCCAAUGCCAAUUUGCGAUCCACUGUGUGAAGUGACAACAAAAAGAACGAUGGCUGUUGGUAUCUCGAUUGAUUCAGGGAUAUUAUUCAGCGAUAAGUACAAUGAAUAACAUUCAGAAAAUUGAAGUUCUGUGCUAUUAAAUCUGUAAAUAAUUAACUGAGUGAAUGCAAGUGCUCGAUCAAUCGUGUAAUUCGCAUGAAUAAUUGCUUUCAAUUAGCAAAUCUAAGCUACAAAUUUAUCAGAGAUUUAUACGAAGACGAAUUAGUGAAAUAAAAGUUGUGGAUUCUAUAAUCCCGUCCAAGAAAAUAGAUCUGAUGUGGGUCGUAACUUAAGAUGAUAUGCGAAUAAUGUAAACUUGAUUUCUUCUUUCACUGAAAGGUAUUAUCGUGUUGGACUGGCUCAGCAUAAAAUCAUCCUUUCCUUUCCUCUCGUGACCUUGGGAGACGUAACUCUAAUACCUGUAGUCAGUUUAGGUAGAUCAUAAAUAUGGUUUACGCAAAUAGAUCACAUGGUUUUUAUGAAAUCUCGGGCGUGAUAUUAUUGGUAUUAUUAAUACUUUUUUUUGUCUCACCUUGAACUGGACGAAUAUUGAAUUGAAGCACAGAUCCUCCCAAAAUUUGUUACUUAAUCUGUAUUUGUUUUAAUAAAUAUGUAAGAGCGUUUUCAAUAAUAGAUACCGCAUCUGAAUAAUUCCAUACCAUUCCGGCUUAGUGCGUCUGAUAUGUUAAAACCGCUAUUGCAUUUUCGGAAAAGUCAAUAAAGUCCAAAGCCAAAACAUGA